AUGAUUGGAGAACAGAAGUUUCAUAAGGAACGGAAUUUUCAGGAUGGAGCACAGCUCAUCAGCAAAGACAAUAAAUACAACAACGACAACGACAUCAAGAACAGCAACAAGAACAGCAACAACAGCAAGGGCAACAGCAGAAUGAAGAAGAAACCUCAGAUCAAGAGAUUAAAAGAGCCAGGAGAACUAGAUAAAACAAACUAA
Messenger RNA from Phycomyces blakesleeanus NRRL 1555(-), 204 nucleotides. RefSeq lists its product as hypothetical. The coding region runs from base 1 to 204 and encodes 67 amino acids. Lineage: Eukaryota; Fungi; Mucoromycota; Mucoromycetes; Mucorales; Phycomycetaceae. The record is from RefSeq and is a predicted model, not a curated record. The transcript is spliced from 2 exons.